Messenger RNA from Vespa mandarinia (Asian giant hornet), 8721 nucleotides. Its product is annotated as protein PALS1. Gene Ontology annotation, molecular function: protein binding. The record is from RefSeq and is a predicted model, not a curated record. NCBI's taxonomy places the organism in Eukaryota, Metazoa, Arthropoda, Insecta, Hymenoptera, Vespidae.
CAGAGAAGCUGGAUACUAUCAGACAUAGAGCAGUGUCGGCACCGCUGCGCCUGCUUUACGUGGUUAUCGCGCACGAUUUCGCGCACGAUGUCGACGUACUCGAAGGACUUCGCGUAAGGGUAGAACGCGGAAGAAGAUAAUUUCCGCUUGCGAGUGCGUGUCCCGGUGAAUAAAACAGUGACGAUCCUUUGCUAAGAGUAGUAGUCAAAUUAAAAAAUUUCAUAUAUAUAGAGAGAAGUGCCAACGGAAGAAGAAAGCGAAUAUUCUCCGUAAUCACCGAAAGGAUUCUGGACGAAAAUCCUUCUCGUUUUUUUUUUUUUUUUUGAAAAAGAACAAUUCGUGCGAAACAAACAAAGAAAGAAAAUUCUAAACACAGAGUUUUUUGUCGGACAAAUCUUUAAAGACAAGAAACGUCUUAUAUUUGGAUGUGUAAUGAGUUUGAAGUACAUCUUAUCAAUGUAAUUUACUCGCUUGCUUGAUCUUGUCCUAAUAGGAAGAAAUGAUGAACGUGAGAAGGCGAUAAGAAGGAAAGCACAAAUUUGUGCUGGUGUUUUUCAGACGGACAGAUGCAACGAAUACGAGAGAAGACGAGAUGGCCGAGGCGGCACCGAGAACGACGUUAUCGUCCUUCCUCGAAUCAACGAACCAUCCUCGUGAUCCUUCGACUAGAUCGUGAACUCCCGCGACUUUUUCCUAUUCAAAUAUUUCGAAAGAAAGAUAUCAUCGUAAGGAUGUAGGCAGGCUCGAGUUCAGGCCCUGUCGUGGCCGAGUUUCCUUACGCGAUUCUUUCUAUAUAUAUAUGUAUAUGUAUGUAUAUAUAUAUAUACAUAUAUAUAUAUAUAUAUAUAUUUUACUAUAAUGUAAGUAUAUACACGUUCCGAACAUACGAAAAAAGGAUCAUAAGGUCGGAAAGUGGAAAGAUCGUCGAGCGUGUCAAAGCCGCUCCCACAAAAAUCUCUCGAGAAUAUAGGCACGAUCCUUCUACUCGAUCGUCCUACUUUUUUCUCUCCCUCUCCCUCUUCUCAAAGCAUCCGUGCAUCUCGGUGCAUCCCAGUGCAUCUCAGUAUCCCAGUGCCCGUUAGAUUGUCGAAGGAGAAUAAAAAGAAGAGUGGUUAGCGUUCGUAAAAGAAGUGGCCGGUCUCGACGUUUAAUAAGCGGGAAAAAAGGGAGGAAAGCAAAGAGGGAGGUCUCCCGAUCAACGAGAUAUGAAAAUGCGUGCGAAAAUAAUAAAAGGCACUACACGUGACAACGUCAUUCUUCUCGAUGACGGUAUGAUAACCCGAAGCCGAUGACACGAUCGUCGGAGUGCCGUGAUAAGUGUUAGUGGCUUAACGUAUAUGUCGUACAGCGUAUACGUAGGAUGUUGUUCCUGGAAGUUGUCCAAUAGUCCACGAGGAGAAAGAUAGCAACAGCGAAAAUGGUGGAUCUAGAGGGGUACAUCAUUAUGUUGGCGAAUAAGAACGGGGAGAUGAAGUUAUAUGGUUCUCGUGCGGAUAACGCGGACAGUUUGGAAUUCGACGAUGAAAUUCUCCAAGUGAACGGCCGUACUCUGCAAAAUGCAACCUACGCGGAAGUCAUUCAGUACAUACACCAGUGCAUCAAAUCACGCACGAUAUCUCUUCGAUUACGCAGAAGGAAGGAGAGCCGGAUCGAAGAGCUGGAUGGACCAAAUGCUGUACGGAUACGAGACGGUUGGGUUAUCGCUGUCGAAAGAGGCGUAAGAGAAAGGUUGAAAGAGCUCGCUGCCCUUAGAAGCAUCCAGUUACGGGAUAUCGAAGCCAUAUUAGAUCAUCAGAUAAACGAGACUGGCGCAUCCACGAGCGAGGAGAGCACGAGAAAAGAUGUAACAAGUAAUCAGGUCACCGUGACCCUCGCGGAUGAGGAUGUACGUAAUACGAACACCUUCUUCACAAAACUUAGUAACGGUACGAUUCCUAAAGGAUUGACCAAGGACGGUCAGGAUACGCGAGAAGGAAAAACUUUGCAGGAACGAAAGGACAUCUUGGAAAAACAACAAACCUCAUCAGAUGAAACGAAUCUUUUGCAACCAGUGCAGAGCAGCAAGGUAGGGGAACGUCGUGCUAGCAGUCCCUUCCAAAAUGGCCGGACAGAGGUCCUGAUUGGAGAACCGGAGGGCGGCCCGAGGUCGCCGCGAGGAUCGACGUCUUCAGCGGUGAACGACGGCAAUUUUCUUAAUCCACCGGACGAACGCGAAGCAAUUUACAGCGAAUUCCUCGGAAGAUCGACGCAGACGGCCGACCGGACGAAAGUUCGCCGUGUGCUCAAGAGACGCAAUGCGAUUAGGUCCCGUCGACGUAGCGGCAGUGGCGCAUCGGAUAUACAGCAACAGCAACAACAGCAGCAACAACAACAACAGCAGCAGACGCAGCUGCAAGAGAACAACAACGGGAGUUCACGGGAUACAGGAAAGAAAUUGCAGGAGGGAUUGGGUCCCGAUGAGAUGUGGGCUCCUGGUGCCCUAGGCCAUCACCGGGAGCUACCAGUCGAUGUGCCCGACACCUUAUUACAGAAGGCCUAUCCCAAUAAGGUAAAGAAUUGCUCGCCCGACUAUCGGAAUGAGCUUCGUCGUCCCCGUAGCGCUAGCGACUUAGACCUCUCCCUAAACGUUAAGAACGAUAUUUUAAAAAAACGCACGACGGACGAUCGCGUGAGGCUUGGUCUAACAGCCGAUCGGCCUGACGUCACCGAUGGCCCACGCUCGAUCCUCCUCAACGGUGGCGGCAAGCCGUCGAUACUCGAGAUCGAGCUAAAGAUCGGCUCGAAGGAGGAGGAGAAAGAGGAGGAGAAAGAAAAGGAUAAAGAGGAACUGAAAGAGUUUCAGAAGGAGAAAUUGAAGAUGGAGAAGACAAACGGUAGUAUAUUGAAAGCUAUCGAGAUGAAAGAUCCAAAGAGUCCCUUCAGGGGCGAUCAUGCCGAUGACGAAGACGAGGAGGAGGGCUCCAGCGAGGAGGCAAAUGGUCAGAAGGAAUCGAGCGUGGACAUCGAAGAUGAGUAUCCUUUCGCUAAGGAAGACUAUCCAACAAUGUUGAAAACCUGUAGUGACGACUCGGCAAGUCCACGCAGUUCCUCGAGCCGAUCGGAUAGUACAGCACCAUUAGAUACUAGUCUGGUGCUAAGGCAUAGCACCGACGAGAAGAAAAAGAAAAGUAAGAAGGUUAAAGCUCGUGACAAAGAUUCACCGAGCUAUGACGCUAGGCGAAUCGAUCUUGGCUCACCUUGCCGACCUGUCGUUACUGAGCUACCGAUCAAGGUGACGCCUCUAUUCGCUCGUGCACGCGAUACGACCUCGUUUGACAAUCCGGCGUAUGGCUUACCGGAUUUCCAAGACAUUCAGGGUCUCCUGAUUAGAUCGGACGAGGUGUCGGAUCUCACAAGACUCAUCGAUGAGCAAUGUCCAAUACCAAGAAUGCCAGCUAGUCUUCAAGAUCGGACACAAUCGGAACCUCAGAGUCCUCAGAUCGAAUCCUCAAUGGUGAUCCUUGGUAAUACAACAUCGAGAAAGAGUUCGAAACACCAACAAAAGGAGAAGUUCGCGAUAAAAACGAAAAGUCAGGAUCAGAUCGAAGAACGAGUAAGUGCGAGCUCGACCGACGAUCUUCUUGGAAUCGAAUCUACCAAUUGUCUCGAGUCCUCCUCCGCUCGACAAAGAUCCAAGAAAAAACGUCAUCAACAGAUAUCAAGCGGUUACUCGACAUUAAGAAGCGAGGUCUCGAGCGAUCUCGAAUUCACCGAUCGCAGCUUCCUUGUUGUCAGUGGGAAAGGUUAUCGCGAGGUUGCCGUUGAUUGUCCACCUGACUUCGUACCGGUCACCAAGUGCCAUCCGAUUUAUCCUCCGCCAAACAAAACGCCCGGCAACAGCAAGCACAACACUCUCGAACUGAAACGUGAUCGUAAUGGAGAGAACGUUGUCGUCAGAGAGACGACAACGACGACAACGACGACAAGUACGAUGACAACAUUGAACACGAUGACCAUGGCGAACAACAUAGUGACCCUAGAUUCCCCUAGACUUCGCUCGAACGAUAUAAAUCUCUCAAUGCCGAACAAAGCACCGAUCGUGUCGUCACCUCCCACGCUAGCCACCGAUGCUAGCGCUAGGGAAAACGUAGUCGCGCGUACGAUAGACCGAAAGCACGAGUCCAAGAAGGCUGGUCUUAAUGGAGUCAAACCUGCCAUCCCGCCCAGAGAUCAAAAAAGGGCACCCGCUAGACCACCGAAGGAUAGUCUCAGACUUUCGAGCCAGAACAACAACGUCGAGAGCAACGAUUAUGCUAAUACUACGGAACCUACGCAGCAACAGCUUCAUUCCAUUAGGAAAUAUCAGGAACAAUUACGGAAACGUAAGGACGAGGAGGAGAGACAAGAAAUCUUGAAUCGAUCGCUUCGUGGCUCAACGAAGCUUCAAGCUUUAGAAAGUCAUGCCACGAAUCUUACCGGCCAAGAGAAUCUCGCAUAUGCUCAAGACGAGUUGACCACCACUGUUAGUCGUCCUGUUCAUGUCGCACCUCAAGCGCCCUUAACAUACGGAGAGGUCGUUGCCACGUUGGAGAGAUUGCAGCUUCAGUUACGAAAUAUCUCCGGUGCUCUCGGCAUUUCGGGUCCAAGUGUGGAAGCCGAACUUGAGGCAGUUCGGACGCUUUUGCUACAAAGCCAAUUUGCAACUGCCAUAGCUACGCAUUACGCCUUGAAAACGCGAUUAAGGUCGAACAAGGUUCUUAGACAUCAUGCCGAAGAUUCAUCGACAUUAGCUCGGGACUGCGUAGACGUAUUAGAAAAAUGGCAAUCAUCAUCAACGGCAACGGAUGUUGGUGCGGCGGAAACGAUGGCUGCCGUGGAGGAGCUGACGGGUAUUCUUACGAGUUACGACAUGGAGGCGUUACUUAUAGCACAUGAUUCUAUAGUUUCGUAUGUGGAAGGCUUCCAAAGAAAGCACAGUCCUGCGUCUUCGUCACCAAGUCGCCCACCAAGUCCUACAUCGAGUUGGAGAGAGUCACGUGUAGAUAAUAUCAAAAUAAUUAGGAUCGAAAAAACUAACGAACCUUUGGGUGCUACUGUUCGAAACGAUGGUGAUGCAGUUAUUAUCGGUCGUGUUGUUCGAGGUGGUGCAGCAGACAAGUCCGGACUCCUGCAUGAAGGAGAUGAAGUUCUAGAAGUUAAUGGAGUUGAAAUGCGUGGAAAAAGUGUUAACGAUGUUUGUGACAUUUUAGCUGGCAUGCAGGGUAGUCUUACGUUCUUGGUAUUACCAGCACCAACGAAUUACCGAAAUAAUUUGAAUAAUAGGAAAGAGGACACUAAUCAAAUACAGCAUAUACGUGCACACUUUGAUUAUGACCCUGAAGAGGAUCCAUAUAUACCAUGUAGAGAACUCGGAGUUAGUUUCCAAAAAGGUGAUGUUUUGCAUGUGAUUUCUCAAGAGGAUCCAAACUGGUGGCAAGCUUAUAGAGAAGGUGAAGAGGAUCAAACUUUAGCUGGUCUUAUACCCAGUAAAGCCUUUCAGCAUCAACGAGAAUCCAUGAAGCAGACGAUAGCUGGUGGAAAGUCGACGGUACGGGGUUCGAAGAAAUCUAGUACACUAUUGUGUGCGAGAAAAAAUCCAAAGAAAAAAAAACGAAACAAACUUGGUACCAAUUUCAACGACGACGGUUAUCCUCUUUAUGCGACGACAACGAUAGACGAUUACGACAGCGAGGAAGUGCUAACGUACGAAGAAGUAGCUUUAUAUUAUCCAAGAGCGAAUCAUAAGAGGCCUAUCGUUCUUAUUGGUCCUCCUAACAUCGGUAGACAUGAGCUGAGACAGAGAUUAAUGCAAGACAGCGAACGUUUUGCAGCUGCUAUUCCUCAUACGAGUCGUCCAAGGAAGGACUCAGAAGUUGAUGGUCAGGAUUAUCACUUUAUCUCUCGCUCACAAUUUGAAUCUGAUAUUCUCUGUCGGAAAUUCGUUGAACACGGCGAGUAUGAAAAAGCAUAUUACGGUACUUCUGUUGAGGCUAUAAGAUCGGUUGUGAAUUCUGGGAAAAUCUGCGUCUUGAAUUUACAUCCUCAAAGCUUGAAGAUCCUACGGAGUUCGGACUUAAAACCAUACGUGGUCUUUGUAGCACCUCCUAGUCUCGAGAAGUUACGACAAAAACGUAUUAAAAGCAACGAGAGUUUUAAGGAAGAAGAAUUGAAGGACAUAAUAGAGAAGGCUCGGGAGAUGGAAGACAAAUACGGUCAUCUAUUCGACAUGAUCAUCAUUAAUAACGAUACGGAUCGUGCUUAUAAUCAACUUCUUACAGAAAUUAAUUCAUUAGAAAGGGAACCACAAUGGGUACCUGCGUCUUGGAUUCAGUAAUGGUAUACUGAAUGGAUGACGAAUGUGUCUUAGAUAUCAAUGCCAUCGCGAGUUUAAUGGCACGUUACUAAAUACCGAUUAAGAAACAGAUUAUAAUAUAAAUGAAUUGAUUCUUUCGUAAGUACUUACUCGUUACUGGUUUUGCGUGGUAAACUUGUACCUUGUUGAACGAUUGCAAGUACUACGAUUGAGAUGCCAAUUGACGAUCAUUUUAAAAUUCAAAUCUUGUAGUUCCUGAUGGCCGAGGUUCGCACGUCGUUUGUAAGCGAAUCCUCAUGAUGUCAAAAUGACAUUGAUCGAUCUGAAUCGGUUUGACUCGGACGAUAAGAUUUUUGAAGGAACAAUGCGAUAUCAAUUUCUCAUGUUAGAAUUAUAAAUGCAGAAAAUCUUGUUGAUCCUGGGAUAACCAUUAUGUAGAAUUAAUUCGUUUAAAAUGAAAAAAAAAAAAAAAUCAAGUUGACGCGUGAAACGCAUUCGCAAAAAAUUUUAUAUUUCGAUCAUCUAUCUGGACCUUCGUAUCGCAAUACAAUAUAUAUUUAUCCAAUCACUUUUCAAUUUACUAUAACUAAAUCGUCGUGUUUAUUAUAUUUUUUAAAUCACAUUCUCAUUUCUUUCUUUCCUGUUAAUUUAUCGCGAUAUCAUUAACAUUUAACUGUUACGUGUUGUCCCAUUCAAAAAUCAAAUCUAUAUCAAAAUUCUUAUUUUACAUUACGACGAAAGAAUUGUAUCUCCCGACUUAUAAAUAUAAUAGAAAUGUCGACUGAUGAUCGUACUAGCGAAUAAGUCGUUUUAAUGCGACAGUUUGAACAUAAAAUUUUUAAUAGAAUUUUAGAUAAACUCAUCAAUUGUCUAGUAGUACGUUUAUUGAGAAAGAGAACUAUUACUUUAAAAAGUUCUUAGAGAAAUAUUGAAUGUAUAAACAGAAAAAAAAAAUAGGACGUAGAAUGGAAAAGUGAAGGAAAAUGAAAAAGUUAAGGAUGCGUUUAAGUAAAAAUAUAAGAAAAUAGUAAUUCUCCGUAUUUAAAAUGCAAACAAAAUACAGCUCGGUGUUCGACUUAAAAUGGUGCUUUAAAGUUGAUAUGGUUCCUUGCAAUUAGGUCAUCGAUAUAUUUUCUUGUGCUUCUUAAAUAUUUUAAAUACACGUACCCUGUUAAAAGUGAAUGAUGAUAAAACGAUGAUAUAGCUUAGACGGGGAAGUUACUCAUUUUACCGUCCUGCGUAAACAAUAUAUAAACUCAAUGAAUAUUCGAAUAGAUACGAGCGAUUAGUUACGAUCGACACUGUUACAUUAAUAACGACUAAUUCUUAAGUAUGAUCAUAGAGUUUAUAGAGAGAAGAUCGUUAGAGAGACUUCCGUUAUGUCUUCGAUGAUUUACUUUUGUAAAAAUUCGUAUCGUCAAAUCGAUAUUAUUAGACAAAAAGUAUUUUAUAAAGGUAGUAUCUUUUUUAUAAAUAUAAUUUUAAAGAGUUUCAUUAAAGCAUAUCACACGCAAGAAGUUCAUACGAAUCAUAAUACUCGUAAAAUCCGUGACUCCUUUAUUCUUGGCAUAGCUAUUGACUUUUAUCGCACGUCUCUAAUAACAAUAGUUAUUAAAAGAUAAAUUCUCUCUGUGCACGAAUAAAUCGUUACGAACGUCAUAGGAGUUGCUAAAAUUAACGUCGAAAAAAAUCUUUUUAAUACUCUUUUUCUAAAAAUACGCAAGAAUAUUACGUCGUGCCAACGUCUUUGCACUUUUAUCAUAGUUUCGAUCGUCGUACUACUCCGAAAAACCCUUUCAAAAAAUCCCAACUUACGAUAUGGUCGAUGUAAAGUCGAGCAGUGAAUUAAAAAAAAAAGAAAGGCGCUCAUAGUGUUAUCGAUGUGCUCCCCCCUCCCCCCAAAUUCCGUCUUGCGUGUAUUCACGUACUGGUUAUUAAAAAUUAGGAUUACGAAUACUGCUCCGAAAGUGCGUUUACAAGCUGAUUUUUGUCAACUAAAGGAACUAAAUGAUCUUUUCAUUUAAUUCCUAAACAAAUUCCAGGUAUAUCUUCCAUUAUUCUACUUUUCAUAGUUACGAUAUAGAAACAAUUACUCUGAAUCUAUCUUGUAAACUCGCUUUUCGAAUUGGUCUCGUAAUAGUGAUAUUAAGGAGCGAAGAAAGUUCAUUAAAAAGAAGAAAACUUAAGAAUAAGAAAUAAAGAGAGAGAAAAACAGAAAAAAAGAAAAGAUAAGUCAGAUUACUCUCGUCGGUCUAAAAAAAAAAAAAAAGAAAAAAAAAUAUGGGCGAAAUUUCGCAUGGAUCAAGUAGAGCAGAUUAAACGUUCAUUAGAUCGAUGAUGUUAAGAUUAGCUGUCGAGAACAGAAUAGAUAUUUAAGAUAAAAAAAAAAA